GUCAGUCUGGCGGUGAGUGCGCGCGCAGCAACACGUUUCCCCCGGGCGCGUGAGUUCUCCUGAGCAGUUCGUGUUCCGGAUGAGUUGAGAGACGGAGGAGAAGAAUGAGGCUCAGAGCUUAAAUACAGCUUCACUCUCUGCACACACUCUCCGAAGAGACGUUUGAGCUCGAGUUUAGGCGCCUUGACCCGGGACAAUGGAGACUAGUGGGAGCUGGGCUGCCUUCCUCACACUGCUGCUGUCCUCCUGCCUGGUCUCAGUGUCUGCUCAGUACCAAGGAGAUCAUGGGAUAGCCGUGCCCGAUCACGGAUUCUGUCAACCGAUCACUAUCCCGCUUUGCACAGACAUCGCCUACAACCAAACCAUCAUGCCAAACUUGGUCGGACACUACAACCAAGACGACGCUGGCUUAGAGGUCCACCAGUUUUAUCCGCUUGUCAAGGUACAGUGUUCUCCAGAGCUCAAGUUUUUCCUCUGUUCCAUGUACGCGCCUGUGUGCACCGUUUUGGAAAAAGCCAUUCCUCCUUGUCGGUCUAUUUGCGAAAGAGCUAAGCACGGCUGCGAGGCGCUCAUGAACAAGUUCGGGUUUCAAUGGCCAGAGCGCCUCAGGUGUGAGAACUUCCCCGUGUUGGGAGGCGGUCAAAUAUGUGUUGGGCAGAACGAAUCGGCGGCCACCGUGGCACCCGCACACGUCCCUGCCGCAGCAGGCACCCCUGGAGUCCAUUUAUAUUCCACGCCAGAUAGGCCAUUCCGCUGCCCACCGACCCUCAAGGUCCCAUCCUACCUUAACUACAAGUUCCUCGGGGAGGUCGACUGUGGUGCUCCGUGCGAGUCAUCCCGGACUCACGGAGCCUACAUGUUCUUUACCGACCAGGAGAUUGAAUUUGCUCGUGUUUGGAUUCUCGUCUGGUCAUGCCUGUGCUGUGCUUCCACGCUGUUUACUGUGACGACAUAUCUGGUGGACAUGCAGCGUUUUAAGUAUCCCGAGCGACCCAUUAUUUUCCUGUCGGGCUGCUACACCAUGGUGUCCAUCGCGUACAUUACUGGCUAUUUCCUGGGAGACAAAGUGGCAUGCAAUGGAAGCUUUGAAGGCAGCUAUAAAACAAUAGUCCAAGGCACAAAAAGAGAGGGCUGCACCAUCCUCUUCAUGAUGUUGUAUUUCUUCAGCAUGGCAUCCUCGAUAUGGUGGGUUGUCCUGUCUUUGACCUGGUUCCUUGCUGCAGGGAUGAAAUGGGGACACGAGGCCAUUGAGGCUAACUCACAGUACUUCCACUUGGCGGCUUGGGCCGUGCCAGCGGUGAAGACCAUCAGCAUCCUGGCCAUGGGGCAGAUCGAUGGCGACGUUCUGAGUGGCGUUUGCUUCGUAGGCCUGAGCAACGUCGACCCUCUACGUGGCUUCGUCUUGGCACCAUUAUUCGUCUACCUCUUCAUCGGUACGUCCUUCCUGCUGGCGGGUUUCGUCUCUCUGUUCCGUAUCCGUACCAUCAUGAAGCACGACGGAACCAAGACGGAAAAGCUGGAGCGUCUUAUGGUGCGCAUCGGCGUCUUCUCCGUGCUCUACACGGUGCCGGCUACCAUCGUCAUCGCUUGCUUCUUCUACGAGCAGGCCUUCCGUGAGCACUGGGAACGCAGCUGGAUCAGCACACACUGCAAGACCCUGGCUAUCCCGUGUCCCAUGCAGCCCGCGCCACGCAUGAGCCCCGACUUCACCGUCUACAUGAUCAAAUACCUCAUGACCCUCAUUGUCGGCAUCACCUCCGGAUUCUGGAUCUGGUCCGGGAAAACGCUGCACUCGUGGAGGAAGUUCUACACGCGCCUGACCACCGGACAACACGGCGAGACCACGGUGUAGAGACAAGGACCCCGGGUCCUUCCACAUACACACACAUACAGCAAGGAAGUGGUACUUUUUUGGAUUUUCAAGAUAUUAAUGACUGAAUGUGUCUUUUUUUUUUUUAAUCACAGACUGUGGAACUCUUAUGUCUGUGUUAUCAGUAUUGGUCAUUAUUGACAUUUGCUGUUGAAUAUCAUGUCAUUUGUAAGACAUUUGGGGAAUGAGAAGAUUAGAAGUGUUUAUUAUUAUUAUUAUUAUUAUUAUUAUUAUUGCUGUUUUGUUUUGUUAUUUCUUCGUGCCUGCAAAUGAACAAGCUAAAAUGAGAACUUUCCAAAGGAUUUUCCAAAAGGAAAAAAAAAAACAAACGUGGCCAUUUCCAUGCCACGUGCCGAGACACUCCUUCAUUCGUCCUGCCGCUUUUUACACUCCUUGCUCUUCCUCCUCAACCCCGAGACCAAGAGCAAGAUGCCAGCUGGGAAUCCAACGAAGGGAGGUGAUCCAUGGGGAAGGAGGAGGAGAAGGAGGAUGAGGACGCCUUUUGGACGUGGAAUUCUUUCUCGCAGCAAACUGUGUUUAAGAUGUGCCUUAAAGUGCUGUAAAUAAUAUUUGUACAAAAAAUAUAUAUAUAUGAAUAUAAUUAUAUAUUUGUAUUUAAA
Messenger RNA from Neoarius graeffei (lesser salmon catfish), 2490 nucleotides. RefSeq names its product frizzled class receptor 2 (gene fzd2). Lineage: Eukaryota; Metazoa; Chordata; Actinopteri; Siluriformes; Ariidae. Bases 197 to 1852 code for a protein of 551 amino acids. The transcript has a single exon. Gene Ontology annotation, molecular function: Wnt receptor activity; Wnt-protein binding. The record is from RefSeq and is a predicted model, not a curated record. Gene Ontology annotation, biological process: canonical Wnt signaling pathway; non-canonical Wnt signaling pathway. Gene Ontology annotation, cellular component: plasma membrane.